ACUCAGGAGCAGGCGUGGAUUUUUCAGCCGAGGUGAAGUACAAUUGUGUAUUUCCUCCGAGAAAGGUGACUACUAAAAAUAAGUAGCCAGCAUGACUCAACAGAGUUCUGCUUUGAGGUCAAAGUGAGACUGUCGAGAAAAAAGUGUCUUCAGCAUAGCUUGCAGCGGGUGCCCAAACUUGGGCUUGUUUCUUUCUACCUAGACAAAGCAGGGAGGACAUCCCUUGCAGCGCCCUAGGCCACCCUGUUGUUGUGAAGUGAGUAACUGUGCAAGCCCCAAAUCAGAAAACUCAGAAAUAAUCAAAAAAGCCGAGCAGGUUUGCUUCACUUCCCUGGAGCCUUAAAAAUUAAAUUGCCUGGCAGGUCAGAGUGGUUCCAAGGUUAGGAGAAUGUCUGCUUUUCCAGGAUGUAUCGUGCCGCUCUGCAGCCCAUGGUUGGGCAAGCUUUUCCGUCGCCUCUGGAGUCUCUCCUGGCUACAAAAUCACAAGAGGGAAAGCUGAUCUUACUGCAGGAUUUCCUGGGAUGGGUGCGGGCUGGGAAUCAAGGCACAUCGUUGUUUUUUCUGAAGUAGCUUCCCUUCAGUUGAUAAUUGGGCAGAAUAAAGAAGAAUCAUGGUUCUGGUCUUUUCCAGCCUGGUCAUGGACUGGAGAGCGAUCAAACUCUCUCCUCAAGAACAGAAUGGCGCCUGUUACUAACAGACAGCUGUGAAUGUUGGAAAGAAGCUAUGCUCCCAACUAAUUAUUCUUACAUGGUGAAUUUAAUGAAGAUUGCUUUUUGGGAAUGUAUGUAUGCUACGCUACCUAGUAACUUUUCAGAAUAUGAGUUAAGGGUCUGUCAGAUAAAAAUCUCAGAGAGUAGAACCUGAGGGAAGAUGAGUGAAAACACAUCAUCAUUGGUAAUUAGUUGAAUUUAAGAACAGUUUAUACUUGUUCUAAUUCCAGAGUAGUAUUGCAUAAUUACUGAUCAAAGGGUAUGUGAACGGGGACGUGAGUGACUUCUGUGUAGGUGUACAACAUGGUCUCAUUAAAAUGAAAAUGCCAGGACACUACUCUUCACAUGACUGUGUGUUAAAGUGAAAUACAACCAGAAACGGCUUUAAAAGGCUCUUCCUAAUUAAAAUAUUUCAUAUGAGAGCGAAAAGCAGAUGUAGCUCUUUCAGAAGAAAGGUUACUCUUAACAGUAACUGUUUAACCAUGACUUUGUAGUUUUUUGCUGUUUAUGACACCAAUACUAACAGUUUAUGGCCUUGCGUAGGAUACCUCUGGUACUGCGUGUGCAGACGGUGCUGCCCCGCUUGUGCUUCGUGCCUGCCAGAAACCACGCUGCUGUUGGAGCUCCGCUGGCAUGGUGCUGUGCCUUUUAAUAUGCUGCUCCAUUUCUUCAUGGUGUCUCACUGCCUGUUUUUUCGUGAGUAACCACCAUUUCUAAAGGUAGCUGAAAAGCCUCGGGGGAAGAAAAUGCCUUUUUAUUUUUAUUUUUUUUUAACUGAAAAGAUGUUCUUGGUCAAAAAUUGAAAGCUUUGUAUUAAACCCCAAAAGUUUCCAAAGUUUGAACUGAAAUUUGACAAAACAAUUUCUACUAAUGCUUUCAUCACCUUUCUGUCAAAGUCAUCGUUCUGAUGGAGGCCUUUUACCUGUUGGCAGCAGGAUGAUAUUUCGAUUCUAAAAAGAUGGUUAUUAAUCCACUGCAGUGAUGGCUUAGGUCCUUGGAGCAGCUUAGCAAGGAAUGAUUUUCUGGUUUUAAUGGUAUAUUUCUAUCUGGGUGUAUUUUCCCACCUGGUAUAUUUUUCUGUCUGGGUAUAUUUUCUAUCUGGUAGAUGUUUCUAUCUGGGUAUCUUCCUGUGAGGGAAGGGUGUCACUAGCCUCUCGUUCCCAAGGAUGGAUCUUGUGCCCCUGCCCUACAUCUCUUACCUUUCGCACCAGCAAAAGUAAUCUUUUUGUUACAAAAAGUGUAGAGGGAUUUUUAAAGGACCGAGGACAUAUGUUACCAUUGUCCGGGUUGGAUAACCCAGGCCUGUUAGUUGAAACUGCAGAGCAGCUUUAAAUUGUCCUGGGGAACCGUGAAAUCCACACACUGUCAUCGGCACACUCUGAUCAGGCGCCUGCAGCAUGCUCACCGAUCAGCCACACGGACGCCCGCGUGGCCAGAGACUUUUAUCCAAUCACCUGUGUGUAAAGUCGGGUGAGCGGUCGGUUUAAGUUAUAAAUAUGACCUGUUUAAUAAAGGGAGCACGGCAUGUAGCCAUAUUGGUGUGAUUGUCGUGACUUGGCCGACUCUCCACGGGGGACCCUCUUCGUCUGGUGCCCGAACAGGGACCCAUUUAUUCGCUUAAAUGCGGUUUAGCUUAAAUGCUGUUCGCUUAAGUGCGGCAGUCUCCGUGCAUCGGACCCGAAGGGAAGUUGUCCGAUUAGGGAGCUGGAGGUCGGAGACGGGCGGAACCUGGAAGGCGAAAAGCGGAGUCCAGAGUUCGGUGUGGAGCUGCAGAUCGCACCCCCGCCGGUGAUAAAGGACCUAUAUGGGUCCCUAGCAAGUUUGUGCGACCUGUAUGUCAAGAUCAGAAGACGGAAGAGAAGACUCAGAGCGAGCAGACGGAAUAAACUGUCUAUGUUGUAAGGGAUGUAACCCGCGGGUGUUAUGCCAAUGUAUGCUAUGUGGGGUAAAACGGUUCUGUAAGCCAAAGCUUAAAUGUAAAUGGUGUGAAGAGUGUAUGUGUUUGAUUAGUAACCAGGCAUGAAACAAGAGAAAUCAUACGACUAGUGUAAUACCAUGCUGAUUGGAGACAGCAUACAUCAUCAGAAUCUGUGAAAGCACAGAUUUGUGGGCUGGAAUGUAAGAAAAAAAAGGAAAAAAAGAAAAAAAAGUGGAAAUUGCAGGACUAAACAUGUUUGAGUGGUGGACUUGGUUUGCGGUCUUGAUGAAUUUUUUACCCAUUGGCCAAAGUAUUAUUGACAUCUUGCCUAGGACAAACAUAUGGGUGACACGGGCAAAUAUCACGGGAGUAACAGACUUUUGUUUUGAGUCUGCAACAAUCUGACAACCCCUUUAGAACUUGUUUAAUUGGUAUUCCCCUGCAAGAGAAUGAAACAAAUUUUGAUGGUUUUUGGAAUGUUAAAACAGUGGAUCUGACUUCCAAUCAGAAUGGUACAUGUAUGAGUCCAAAUGGGCAAUAUGUUUGGCCUUCUAUGCGUAAUGCAGCGUGGCAGAAAACGGUUAUUGAGAAUUUAAAUCAGCCACAUCAUUUACCUUUGCAGGAGUUAGACCUAUUGGGUAGCGUUGUACCUGUUGAAUAUGUUAAUGUAACUGCAACUGGUAUGGCAGACUGUACCCACAUGUCAUCACCACUUCAACCCGUGAAUGGCACUGGAGUAAUUUGGUUUGGUGACCCAUGGCAGUUAUGGCUGACACAUCAAGGUGAACGGGGGUUUUAUACAGGGUUUCAAAAUCUAACCGGUUCACCUAUUUGGGGUGAAUUGAAAACUGGGGGUUUCCAUGUAGAUGUAUCAGGGGGUUAUCAGCUGCCACCGGGAGUCUUUCUGAUAUGUGGGGACAGAGCGUGGCCAGGGAUUCCUUUGUAUCCUGUCGGUGGACCAUGUUAUUUAGGGUGUUUGACCUUGUUUGCUCCACGUAUGAAAGACUUAUUGAAAAUGGCUCAACAAUCUCAUAGAUCACUGAGGACACUGUGCACCUUUGAUGAAACAUGUAAUGACCGAAUUGAUCUACAGUCUGUGACAGCAAAUGUCCUAGCCUCCAUAUUUAUGCCGGGGGCAACGGCAGCAUUAAAUGCUAAGAAUAUACAAAGGUUAGCGUGCUGGGGAGAGAAACAAUUUAAUCUUACAUCACAGAUUUUAAGUUUGUUAUUGCUUGAUGUAGAUAGUGUUAGGCAUGCUACGUUACAAAAUAGGGCUGUAAUAGAUUUUUUGCUAUUAGCACAUGGACACGGUUGUGAGGAUUUUGAAGGGAUGUGUUGUAUGAACCUUUCCGAUCAUUCCAUAUCGAUGCACAAGAAGUUGUCACAACUGCAGGGAAACAUGAAGCAUAUUCUUGCUGAUGAUAAUCCCUUCGAUGAAUGGUUGAGAGGACUGGGGAUAACAGGUUGGUUAAAGACGUUAUUGAUGGAAGGAAUAUGCUUUGUUAUAAUCAUUGUUGUGAUGUUCUUAGUUUUUAGCUGUUUAUUUUCUUGUUUGAAGAAAGGUUUAACAUCUAUCGUGAAACAGACAUGGGUUGUCCAAAAAGAAAAAGGGGGAUAUGUAGAGUGAUUUUUAAAGGACCGAGGACAUAUGUUACCAUUGUCCGUGUUGGACAACUCAGGCCUGUUAGUUGAAGCUGCAGAGCAACUUUAAAUUGUCCUGGGAACAAGCAGUGUGCGAAGGAAAACAAGCUAUGCACAAACAAGAAGCCAGGUGCAGAGCAAGUCCUGGGAACUGCGGAAUCAACACGCUUGCAUCGGCACACUCUGAUCAGGCGCCUGCAGCAUGCUCACCGAUCAGCCACACGGACGCCCGCGUGGCCAGAGACUUUUAUCCAAUCACCUGUGUGUAAAGUCGGGUGAGCGGUCGGUUUAAGUUAUAAAUAUGACCUGUUUAAUAAAGGGAGCACGGCAUGUAGCCAUAUUGGUGUGAUUGUCGUGACUUGGCCAACUCUCCAUG
Falco peregrinus (peregrine falcon) is the source of this 4645-nucleotide messenger RNA. RefSeq lists its product as uncharacterized. The record is from RefSeq and is a predicted model, not a curated record. The coding region runs from base 3149 to 4255 and encodes 368 amino acids. NCBI's taxonomy places the organism in Eukaryota, Metazoa, Chordata, Aves, Falconiformes, Falconidae. The transcript is spliced from 2 exons.